This is a messenger RNA of Papaver somniferum (opium poppy), 1605 nucleotides long. RefSeq names its product protein CONSERVED ONLY IN THE GREEN LINEAGE 160, chloroplastic-like. The record is from RefSeq and is a predicted model, not a curated record. The coding region runs from base 182 to 1246 and encodes 354 amino acids. The transcript has 9 exons. NCBI's taxonomy places the organism in Eukaryota, Viridiplantae, Streptophyta, Magnoliopsida, Ranunculales, Papaveraceae.
UCUCCGUCGCACAAAAUCCUGGGAAGCCAAAUUAUCAGUAACUUAUCUCCAUCACACAAACAAAUGCAGAUAUUUUGAUUUUUUUUCCUUAUCGAAUCAAAAUCAAUACAAUUACAUCCUUGAUCUUUUCAUGUAAGAAGAAAAAGAUCUCUUCUGCUUCUGCUUCAUUUCUCUAUUAGCAAUGGCGAUUCUGAAUUACUUAUCAGUAACUUCAUCUUCAACACCAAUCAUUCCAGACUCAAUACCUCAACCCCAACCUGCUCCAUUAGACCCAAGACAAACCAAAGUAAUUCUCCCCAAAAAAAAGCCCCAGAAAUGGUCUACUGGUAUGGCUCCUGGUGAUUAUGGCGGUCCACCUCCAGCAACUAAACUCAGAAAGUAUUGGGGUGGUGAGAAAGAUCCACUUGCUAAGGAUGAUUUCAUGUGGAAUAAAGAUUUUAUGAAUCAAAUGAAAAGAUACAUUCAAGAACCUGAUUCUUCUUCCCUCUCUUCUCUUCAAUCUCCUCCUGUGAAGGAAAAACCCUCUGGAUUUCUAAGUUUUAAUAGAGUGCAGAGUUUAGAAAGUAUGGAGACUGAUUUGAGCAAAGAACUUACAGCACCACCUAAACGUGUUUUGGAAAUGCAAGUUGAAGCUGCAAGACGGCGGGUUUGGGAAAUUCAAGCGGCAGCAGCUGCUUCUGCAUCACCUAAAUGGAGACCGGCUCCGACUCGAAAAGAGCAACAGAAAUGGGAUAGGGCAACUAAGGCGGCCACGGGAGGCAGUGAUGUUCUUAUUCGUGAAUCAAAGCAGCCUAAGGUUGAUCCAAGAGUGUCGGCAGCUGAGUCACAGAAGCAAUAUGUGAAGUUGAAGAAUCAGUUACAACUUCUGACUUUGGGGUUUGGAGGCGUUGGUGUGAUUACGUGUUUUGUUUCGUAUUCUCCAGAAAUUGCAGCUAGCUUUGGUGCAGGAUUCCUUGGUUCUUUAAUAUACGUACGCAUGCUUGGGAACAGUGUGGAAGGCUUGGCAGAUGGAGCUAGAGGGGCUAUCAAGGGAGCUAUUGGGCAACCAAGAUUGUUGGUUCCUGUCGCACUAGUUAUGAUCUUUAACCGUUGGAACGGGAUCCUUGCACCAGAAUAUGGACUUAUGAACUUACAGCUUAUACCGAUGCUUUUAGGGUUUUUCACCUACAAGCUUGCUACUUUUACCCAAGCUAUCGAGGAGGCUAUAAGACCUUUGGCUGCAUCUGAAAAGAAGACAGAAGACUAAGACACUUGAGUCGUUGUCCAUAUAAAGUUGGCUUCUGCAAUAAUUCCUAACUAUAUCUCUGGAAGAGAUCCUGUUUCCAAAUUGUUGUUGGUUUUCAGCAGUUCGCUAGUAAAAAGUUAAAAGAGAAUCCCCUGAUGACCUUGACUUCUGGGAGGAGAAUGUAAAACAUGAUAUAUCGCAAAGCAUCGAGGGUGUCUACUCCCAGUGCUUGAUUACUGUAAGCAUCUUAACUGUUGCAAAAAUGUAUGAAUACACAGAGAGUUGACCAGAAUCCUAGUUGUAUCCUAUAGUGAAUGUAAUUUGUUGUAGAAACUUUGAGUAAAAUAAUGUCAAUCCUUUUGGUCUUAUCAACUUGGAAA